Messenger RNA from Penaeus monodon (black tiger shrimp), 2275 nucleotides. RefSeq lists its product as uncharacterized. NCBI's taxonomy places the organism in Eukaryota, Metazoa, Arthropoda, Malacostraca, Decapoda, Penaeidae. Gene Ontology annotation, molecular function: structural constituent of chitin-based larval cuticle. The record is from RefSeq and is a predicted model, not a curated record. Gene Ontology annotation, cellular component: chitin-based extracellular matrix.
AGCUAUUCAACUCGCCACACCCUCCGCAGCCAUGAAGAUUUUUGCAUUCGCCACACUUGUAUCAUUCUGCCUAGCUGAUAGACUGCCCAGUCACUUCGGCUAUGCCUCUCCACAACCUUCUUCAGCCUUCAGCCACAGGUCGCGACCUGCAUCUCGCCCUUCCUUCUCCGCCCCAAGACCUGCUCCCCAGCCAACCUACUCCGCACCGAGGUCUGCUCCCGGCCCAGUAGUGCCCAUCCUUGUGGACGACCGCGUCCACCCAGACGCCGGCGCUUACAGCUUCAACGUUGAGACCGGUGACGGCAUCUCACGCCAGGAAAGUGGAUCGCCUAUUCCCGCCAAGGAGGGUCCCGUCACAGCCAUGUCUGGAUCCUACUCCUUCACUCUUCCUGACGGACAACUGUUUGAGCUUCGCUUCGUAGCUGACGAGAACGGCUUCCAGCCUCAGUCGCCCUUCCUUCCCGUGGCGCCAGCCUUCCCUCAUCCCAUCCCCGCCCACGCCCUUAGGCAAAUCGAGCGCGCCCGCCAAGGGCCUUCUCAGGGAUACAGCGCCCCUUCUCGUCCCUCUCGCCCUUCUAAUUUCUAUGGCUUUCCUCAUAACAUUUUUUCAUUAUUUGUAGUAGCAGCAACAUCAACAGCCGUAUUAGUAACUUUUGUAUUCGCUGCUGUUAUGUCAGUCUGCGUGGCCGACAGGCUACCCAGGCUAUGCCUCUCCACAACCUUCUUCAGCCACAGGUCGCGACCUGCAUUUCGCCCUUCCUUCUCCGCCCCAAUACCUGCUCCCCAGCCAACCUACUCCGCACCGAGGUCUGCUCCCGGCCCAGUAGUGCCCAUCCUUGUGGACGACCGCGUCCACCCAGACGCCGGCGCUUACAGCUUCAACGUUGAGACCGGUGACGGCAUCUCACGCCAGGAAAGUGGAUCGCCUAUUCCCGCCAAGGAGGGUCCCGUCACAGCCAUGUCUGGCUCCUACUCUUUCACCCUUCCUGACGGACAACUGUUUGAGCUUCGCUUCGUAGCUGACGAGAACGGCUUCCAGCCUCAGUCGCCCUUCCUUCCCGUGGCGCCAGCCUUCCCUCAUCCCAUCCCCGCCCACGCCCUUAGGCAAAUCGAGCGCGCCCGUCAAGGACCUUCUCAGGGAUACAGCACCCAUUCUCGUCCCUCUCGUCCUUCUAAUUCCUAUAUCUUUCUGCAAUCAUUCAUUGUUAAGGAUCCAGGCUGUAAGCGCCGGCGUUUGGGUGGACGCGAUCGUCCACAAGGAUGGGCACUACUGGGCCGGGAGCAGACCUCGGUGCGGAGUAGGUUGGCUGGGGAGCAGGUAUUGUAUUAUGUGAAGGUUUUUCGUGGUCUUACGAUCUUCAUAAUAGUGGAGGGUGUGACGAGUCGAAUGGCUCAGGAGGUGAAUGAUGCCGGUUUCUCGAACCAGACUUUAUAUACCAAGUCGAAGCAGAUAUCAGUUCCACAGAAAAAGAUACUCGUUACACGUAGAAUGUUACGAAACCUCUGGAAGGAGCUCGUGGUAUAUAAAGCGAUGCAUGAGAGGCUAACAUCAGUCACCUGCCGAGCCCUCCGAGACGCCACUACCUCCACCGUUAUGAAGCUUAUUGUUUUCACCGCAGUUGUAUCAGUCUGCUUGGCUGAUAAGCUGCCCAGUCACUUCGGCUAUGCCUCUCCACAACCUUCUUCAGCCUUCAGCCACAGGUCGCGACCUGCAUCUCGCCCUUCCUUUUCCCCAAGACCUGCUCCCCAGCCAACCUACUCUGCACCGAGGUCUGCUCCCGGCCCAGUAGUGCCCAUCCUUGUGGACGACCGCGUCCACCCCGACGCCGGCGCUUACAGCUUCAACGUUGAGACCGGUGACGGCAUCUCACGCCAGGAAAGUGGAUCGCCUGUUCCCGCCAAGGAGGGUCCCGUCACAGCCAUGUCUGGCUCCUACUCUUUCACCCUCCCUGACGGACAACGGUUUGAGCUUCGUUAUGUGGCUGACGAGAACGGCUUCCAGCCAGAGUCAGCCUUCCUGCCCGUGGCCCCAGCCUUCCCUACCCCAUCCCCGCCCACGCCCUUGAGCAGAUCGAACGCGCCCGUCACGAGGAUGCUGCUCGCCUACGUCAAGGACCUUCUCAGGGAUACAGUGCGCCUUCCCGUCCUUCUCGGCCCUCUAAUUCCUAUGGCUUUCCUCAGUAAAGAAUCCUAGCAUGCUCCCAUGUUAUGCGAUAUAGUAGUUUUGAUAGGUUAUUUUUUAUGUAUUACACAGUAUUUUUAAUAAAUUUUCAAU